This is a messenger RNA of Bolinopsis microptera, 3536 nucleotides long. Its product is annotated as cholesterol 24-hydroxylase-like. The coding region runs from base 500 to 1759 and encodes 419 amino acids. Lineage: Eukaryota; Metazoa; Ctenophora; Tentaculata; Lobata; Bolinopsidae. The record is from RefSeq and is a predicted model, not a curated record. The transcript is spliced from 3 exons. Gene Ontology annotation, biological process: cholesterol catabolic process. Gene Ontology annotation, molecular function: iron ion binding; heme binding; cholesterol 24-hydroxylase activity.
ACUUGUUUGUGAAUUUCUUUGUAAAAACCGUCCGAACUUCUGAAUUAGUCAGUACGUCAGAUUACACAGCAUUUUUAUAAGCCGUUUUCGUUUUGUCUUUAUAAGAAUGGUAAUCAGUAAUUUAGAGUCGCACUCAAAAUCUUAUUUGAAUUAUUCGUUGUUGUAAUUGUAUAUCCCCUAGGUGACAAUAGGAUGAGAAGUCAAGAAGACCAUGAUGCUAGCAACGUUUGUGAAAGUCUGUAAUGCUAGAUAAAAUACUUUUGGUCGGUCUCCUAGUCUUGUGCAUAUUGCUUUUGGUCUACAUUUGGUUCAACAUAACCCUCUACUUCAAAAGGAAACAAUAUGAGCGAAUAGCCAGACCUGAGUUACAAGCAGGACCACUGUGGUUCAUAGGACAUGCUCUACCCCUCGCCAUAGGAUUGGUCCAGAAACCUGUUUCACAGAUGUCAUCAACGAAAUCAGCAAGGAGUUGGGAGAGGAAAACUAUGUGCUCUUCAUCAUGAACAUCAACUUUCUGGUCAUAUUGAACCAAGACAUACCAGCAAAAAUACUGAUGAACCACAGGAUUUUCCUCAAGAUGGGAGGAAAGAAGGACAAUAUAGCGUUUAUCAACGGUAACAGGGUGUUCGGGGAGCGAGGUCUGGUGACUGAGAUCGGGUCUGAUAUCUGGUAUCACAAAAGAAGAGUCAUGGACGCAGCCUUCCACAAGAACUCGCUAAGGGACCUACACGGACAAAUGAAUGAUAUUGCGAAGAAACUGUCGUUGUAUCUGGAAGAGGCGAAACAGCAGGAAAACCUGGACAUCUACCCGGUUUUGAUCAAAGUCGCUUUGGAGGCAAUCUGCAGAUGUGGAUUCAACCUCAAUGAUGACAUCAUAUUUUCUAAAGACGUACUGCUGACCGACGCGUUCAAACACAUAUUUUAUGCUACCCAACUCCAGUUCCAGUGCUGCCUGAAGUUCGCGCUACCAUGGUGCUUCAGAAAAGAGAAAGAUGCUCUCAAGAAGCAUAUUGACAUGAUCAGAUCCUCCCUAAGAAAGCAUCUUAAAGCUAAAAUAGAAUCCGACAAGAAAAAUACUGAUAACACCAAAGAUAUGCUCCACUACAUCAUUAAAGGGAACUCCUACCAAGAUAAGCUGGAUAUUGAAGACGUUGUGGACGACUUCUUCGUGUUCGUGGUGGCAGGGACAGAAACCUCGGCUAUAGUCAUGGCACUUGUUUUAUGGUACUUGAUGAAAAACCCGGAAAUAUCUGCCAAAGUUCAAGCUGAGGUGGAAGAAGCGUUUGGUGACGGUGACAGCAUCUCAUUCGAUGACAUCAACAAACUACCGUUCUUAGAACAGUGUAUCAAGGAGACGAUGAGAAUACACCCACCCGCUCAAGCUACCCUGAGAGUGAAUUGGAACGAGGCCGCUACAGUCAACGGGUUGUACAUACCCAAAGAGGCCCACAUCAUGAUGAGCGAAGAAAUCGUACAACGAAGAGCCGACAUUUGGCCUGAUCCCAUGAAAUUCGACCCCGACAGAUUUAGCCCGGACGCCCCACGAAUAAAACCCUUCACCUAUAUGCCAUUUAUGGCUGGCCCCCGGUCGUGUAUCGGAAAACACUUCGCCAUGCUCGAAAUGAAGGUGAUGAUUAGCAGAAUAUUCAAAGAUUUCACUCUCGUAGAUCCUAGACCUGAGAUGCAGGAGAUUGCUAUGAAAACUGUGGUAACCUCAAAGCCUAAGGAUGGUGUCUACAUAGGAUUUAAGAAAAGAUAAAAACAAGCUGGUGCUUUCGAAAUGAACUUUACUAAAGCACAGAUACACUGGUUACCACUGGUUACCACUGGUGCACUAUAGCUGAUACAUUUGCACGAACUGAACGACUGAAAGACUAUAUAUAUAGGAUAGCGAGGCAAGAAGGUAUCUAUACUUGAUAUUUAUCAUUUCUCAUCUUAGCGAAGAGAGUCCGGCCUCUGAGGGCCGUCCACUUGCCUCGCUUCAAGGAUUCGCUCACUAGAGUCAGAACUGAAUAACAUAUUAAGUCGUUGUAUCGUAAACAAUUUGUAUCGUGAUUGUACUAUAGGGUUAUAUAACUUAUAAACUGUCAUUUUCAAACGCCACAGUCAUAAGAUCAGGAGGAACACUGAAAUUAAUUAAGAGUAUUCUUCAAUGAAGAAUACUAUAGUCCAGCAGUGUAAAUAGUUCCUUCCAUGAAGUAAAACUUUACAGAUCAACAUAGACUCAUUUACGCUGCUGGAUUUUUUUCUACCAUUCUAUUAGGAGUUAUCUAUCGUAAUACAUGCUGCAAAGUCAAAUGUGCUGUGCACAUUGAUAUUAAGGGAUCAACCACAUAUUACGUGAGCAAAGUUAGGGAGGGAGUUUGGAAAAGCUUGUAUUUUCUAAACAAUUGCCCUUGUUUAAAGUGGUUUACGGAGGGGAACCAAGGGGUGGGGUCUGAAUUGGGGCCGAGAUCAGGCUUACGUAAUAUGUGAACUUUCCUUAGGUAUUCCAUGGACUACAAACAAAAUAUUUCAUCAAAGAAUCAGAAUAUCGCGAGAUAAGUUUACUUUAAGUAUACUAUUUUUCAAAUUUUGAUGUGUAUUUUAGAUCAGUGAACUCUACUGGUCAUCAUAAAGAAGUUCGUAUGAUUUGGGGGUUCAGCCAAAACCCCUACUUUUAGAAUUGAUAUAAUAUGCAUUGUUACAUUCUAUAGCAAAAAAAUAGAUGUUCAUUCAAACUGAUCAUCCUUAACUCGGACAACCGUUGCUGUGGAACAUAUAAAUGAGGAGGGAAUUUUCAAAAGGGUUUAGGUAAGACAUCUUAAUAUGUAGACUCAUCUUUCAUCAUAUUAUUAAGUAACCCAAUGGUGGCAAUAAGUUGGUCGAAAGAAAAGUUCAACAAUAUCAUUCCUUAAUAAAGUUCUCGAACUAAUUCUACCUCGACAUAAAUAUCUGAUUUGAUGAAAACUUUUCUUUGAAGUCUGCAAAUACCCAUUACAGUAUGAGAGUACGUUAGGUUGAACUGCAAAUCUUAUAAUCUGAGCCGGAAACUUGUGUGAAGUCACAUAAAGGGUCACGUAUUUGUUAUCAUUCAGUAAUUUUGUUAACUUUUAAUCCCAUCCGUCUUAUAUCGUUCUAAACCGGUUAAAUUUCAAGGUCACAAUUGAGUAAUUUUUAUUCGAAUAAUUACAAUUCUUUAGUAUGUAAUUAAAAUUCUUGCUGUUUUUAAGAUUUCAUCGCUGAUAUAUAAUAGUAAAGAAAAUCCCUUAAAUACUGCGUGUUAUUUUAUGAUGUUGAUUAAUUUGGCACACCCAAGUCGGGUAUGAGGCUCAUGCUCAACUUGGUGAGAACGCUAACUCAUUGUGUUCGAUGUGUUAGCUUUUCACGCCCACUUUAAGUUAUUGGAAAUUCGCCCAAGGAAAAUAGACGUAUUUUAUAACGUAGAAAGAAAAAAGAUUGUCUAAAUCGUUUUUACUCUUUAUUUGUCCUGGAUGGUGAGUAUUUAUUUCCUGUUUCCUGAACUAUAGUAUAUUAAUCACAUUCGAUUUGUUGUU